Cynara cardunculus var. scolymus (artichoke) is the source of this 981-nucleotide messenger RNA. RefSeq names its product GRF1-interacting factor 2-like. Gene Ontology annotation, biological process: leaf development; positive regulation of transcription by RNA polymerase II; cell population proliferation. Gene Ontology annotation, molecular function: transcription coactivator activity. The record is from RefSeq and is a predicted model, not a curated record. Gene Ontology annotation, cellular component: nucleus. The transcript is spliced from 4 exons. The coding region runs from base 101 to 724 and encodes 207 amino acids. NCBI's taxonomy places the organism in Eukaryota, Viridiplantae, Streptophyta, Magnoliopsida, Asterales, Asteraceae.
UUUCCCCCCUUCAACACCAUUAUAGGGUUUAGGGUUCUGUUCUGUCCAUCAAGAUUUCUUUACAUUUCUUUGAAAUUAAUACUAAUAUUCAGGCGUGAAGAUGCAGCAACAACAUCAACAGACACCGCAACCCCCCACCUUAAACUCAGGCACUUCCUUUUCUCCAAAUGCAAUCACCACCGAACAGAUUCAAAAGUGUCUCGACGACAACAAAAAUUUGAUCCUGGCGAUAUUGGAAAAUCAAAAUCUUGGCAAAUUCCAGGAGUGUGCUCAGUACCAAGCCAUUCUACAAAAGAACCUAAUGUAUCUGGCUGCAAUUGCUGAUGCUCAACCACCAACAACGCAGUCGCAGCCAUCAAUUCCUUCUCAAAUGCCACCAAAUUCUAUGCCUCAACAGGCAAACAGUUUCAUGCAGCAACACCAGCAGCCUGCAACUCCUCAACAAGGUGGUGGUUCCGUUGUUCCAAAACUGCCAUUUCAGCUUAAUGCCCUGCGAACUCAAGAUCAGCAGCAGCAGUUGCUCCAAUUCCAGCAGCAACAGCUUCAGGCACAGAUGGGGCUCAGGCCGAAUGGGAUGCUUGGCAUGCAUCAAGCAAUGCAAUCUGCAAUGGCGGGAAAUCCUGGUGCUUUGAUGGAUGGGCGAGGAGGAAUGAAGCAAGAUGGAUCGGAGGCAGCUUCUGGUGGUGAUGGUCAGGGGAAGUCGCGUGGUGGUAGGGAUUCGUGAGAUCGGGGUUCUUGAUCAGUUGUGAUGGUACUCUUUGGUUUGGUGGAUGACGUAAAAAGAAAAAUGACAUCUUUUUGUGUUUCUUGGUCAGUUGUAUCUUGGCUGCUUGCAGCUUGUUGCAUGUAUCUUUCCAUCAAUCAGAAGAAGUGACCUUAUAAAUAACCACCUUUGUAAACAGGUAUUAUCAGCUUCUCCUCUAUGAGACCAUGUUCCAUUUAGGUUACAUACAAGUUUUAAAGGAACUGUUCAAAGUGUCA